AUGAGUUCUCAACUUAUAGUUUUUGUUGAUAAAAAAUCAAAUAAAACUGGGUCAUAUUUAACCACAUUUUUAAUUACUCUUUUUAUUUUAUCAAUUAUAAUUAUCGUUGCAUUUGCAACAGCCUAUAUCAUUACAAUUAAUCAGACUGAAACAAUCAAGAAUGUAACGCACAUAUAUCUCAACAAUACCACUACUUUACAUUCAAAAAUAAUCAAAGCUUUAGAUUUUAUCAAUUCAACAACAAUCACCUCAUCGAUACCAUCCAUCGAACAAAAAAAUCAUGAACGUGAAAUUAGUCUAUUUCUUGGCGAAUCCAUUGACGCAAAACGAUUUAGUAAUUUUGAUCAUUCAAUGUUACAAUUUAUGCGUAGUAUUUAUGAACAAGUAACAUCUAAUACUCGAAAACGUCGUAGUAGUGUUUAUCAUCACUUAUAUCAAAUUGGCUCUGAUUUAUUAUCAAAAAAUAUUGAUUUUAUUUUAAGUAUGCCAAAUAGUGUUAAUCGUAUAUCUGAUCAUGAUAGUGAACGUUCUAAAUUUUGUCUACCAACAAAAUCAAAUUAUCCAAUGAAUAAACAUGCCUAUUAUCAUUUUGAUCUUGAUAAAUCAAAUCAUUCUCUAGCAAAUGUGAUACAUGCUGAUUUUGUUUUAUUUACCGCAAAACGUAUUACACAACGUGUCUACGUCAAUCUUUAUCGAAUUGUCAAUAGUUCAACAUGUAAAUAUAGUCAACCUCGUAUAGAGUUAAUUGAUCGACAAAAAAUACCGAUAAAAACUCGUCAUCAAUGGCUAAGAUUAAAUCUUACACGCCAAAUAUCUCUAAUGAAAUCUCAUUCCCAACAAUUCAAUACACCAUUACUCGUUACAAUUACAAAUUCAUUUGGUCAUAAAUUAGAAAUAAACAAAUAUUUAUCGUUAACUAACAAUCAAGGUUUUACUAUUUUGUAUUUUAACGUUUCAACAAAUAAUACCUCCAUCGCCACAACGAGAAAUAAUCUGUUUUCACAUGAAAAUAUCAGAAAACGUCGUAGUCAAGAUAAUAAUGAUAUAAAAACGAUCGAAAACGAUCAAAAUUAUUGUCAACCAAGAAGGCUACAAGUGAAAUUUGAAGAUUUAGAAUGGAAUGAUUUUAUUUUAGAACCACAAUCGUAUGAAGCCAAUUAUUGUGCUGGAAAUUGUCCAACGGCACAGAAUAUGAAUUCACAUUUUAUUAUACAAAAUAAAAUGAAUCGUCUUGAUUCCCGGAUACCACAGCCCUGUUGUGUACCCGCUGAAUAUUCAUCAACAGUUUUGUUACAUUAUGAUGGGCCUAAUUUAAUUCUGAAACGAUACGAUGAUAUGAGAGUGACAAAAUGCAGGUGUAUAUAG
Molecule: messenger RNA, 1365 nt
Organism: Didymodactylos carnosus
Lineage: Eukaryota; Metazoa; Rotifera; Eurotatoria; Philodinida; Philodinidae
Source: the annotation of a GenBank genome assembly